Messenger RNA from Tupaia belangeri chinensis (Chinese tree shrew), 1321 nucleotides. RefSeq names its product NOP53 ribosome biogenesis factor (gene NOP53). Lineage: Eukaryota; Metazoa; Chordata; Mammalia; Scandentia; Tupaiidae. Gene Ontology annotation, cellular component: nucleolus. Gene Ontology annotation, molecular function: 5S rRNA binding. The record is from RefSeq and is a predicted model, not a curated record. Gene Ontology annotation, biological process: ribosomal large subunit assembly; rRNA processing.
GAAGCGGGGCUGGCGGCGGCUCGCGCAGGAGCCACUGGGGCUGGAGGUGGACCAGUUCCUGGAAGACGUGCGGCUGCAGGAGCGCACCACCGGUGGCUUGUUGUCAGAGGCCCCGGAUGAAAAACUCUUCUUCGUUGACACCGGCUCCAAGGAAAAAGAACUGAACAAGAAAAGGACCAAAGUCCAGAAGAAGUCACUGCUUCUCAAGAAACCCCUUCGGGUCGACCUUGUCCUUGAGAACACAUCCAAGAUCCCCCGCCCCCAAAGUGUCCUCGCCCACCAAGUCCCCAAUGCCAAGAAGCUCAGGCGGAAGGAGCAGCUGUGGGAGAAGCUGGCAAAGCAGGGCGAGCUGCCCCGGGAGGUGCGCAAGGCCCAGGCCAGGCUCCUCAACCCUCCCACCGCCAAGGCCAGGCCUGGGCCCCAGGACACUGCCGAGCGACCCUUCUAUGACCUCUGGGAUGUGGACAAUCCCCUGGACAGGCCACUGGUUGGCCAGGAUGCGUUUUUCCUGGAGCAGACCAAGAAGAAAGGCGUGAAGCGCCCCUCACGUCUCCACGUCAAGCCCUCCCAGGCACCUGCUGUGGAGGUGACACCUGCCGGAGCCUCCUACAACCCGACUUUUGAAGACCACCAGAGCCUGCUACUGGCCGCCCACGAGGUCGAGCUGCAGCGACAGAGGGAGGCCGAGAAGCUGGAGCGGCAGUUGGCCCUGCCCACUGCGGAGCAGGCCGCCACCCAGGAGUCAGUGUUCCGGGAAAUGUGUGAGGGGCUGCUGGAGGAGUCCGACGAUGACGGGGAGCCAGAGCUGGGGCCGAGCCGGGAUGAGGGGGCUGAGGCCGGAGGAGCCGAGGCCCUGCCCACGCCAGCCCGCCUCCGCCGGCCUGCCACAGGGAGGAAGACGGAGCAGCAGCGGCGGCGGGAGAAGGCCGCCCGCAUGCUGCGAGCCCAGCAGGCCAAGCUUCGGGCUGCCCGACUGCAGCACCAGGAGCUCUUCAGGCUGCGUGGGAUCAAGAUGCAGGUGGCCCAGCGGCUGGCGGAGCUGGCUCGGCGGCAGCGGCAGCGGCAGGCAUGGCGUCUGGCUGAAGCCGACAAGCCCCGCAGGCUGGGGCGGCUCAAGUACCAGGCGCCCGACAUCGACGUGCAGCUCAGCUCAGAGCUGUCCGGUUCACUCAGGACCCUGAAGCCCGAGGGCAACAUCCUCCGUGACCGGUUCAAGAGCUUCCAGAGGAGGAACAUGAUCGAGCCCCGGGAGAGAGCCAAGUUCAAGCGCAAGUACAAAGUGAAGCUGGUGGAGAAGCGGUCGUUCCGUGAGGUCCAGUGA